GGGACCACGACUAAUCAUGAUAUUGAUAUCUCCGUACAAUCAACCAUCUCGGAAAGAUUAUGAGCGAUGACAAAAGGGCCAGCUUUUGGAACCUUCGAAAGCCCCCCAAUCAUGUCCACAUGCAUUUAAAACGCCCGUGGCUUGUAUGCGGCUAGCUAUAAAGCUCUCCCGUCGUAGUCCAAGUUCGAUCCCAGCCCCAACUUCUUCUCCUGAGUCAAUCACCCUUGAGAAAUCACACACAGCCCCUUUAUCAUGUCUCCUCUAACCGCACUACGAGCCGACCUGUACGCCGCUCCCUCUAUCCCCACCAACGCAACCUUACCCGAUGGCUCGAUUGGAUACUGGCAACCGACGGUGGUGACCCUGAUCUCCGGACAGUCCGAAGCCGUCCUCGUCGACACGCUCUUCACCCACGACCAGGGCGUGUCGCUGGGCGACUGGCUUGACGAGACCCUGAACGGCAAACGCCUGGCGACGAUCUACAUCACCCACGGCCACGGCGACCACUUCUUCAACCUGCAAUACCUCACCCAGCGCUUCCCGGGGGUAGAGGUGGUCUCCACCCAAGCCUCCAUCGACCACAUGGCCACGCAGAUCACCCCCGAAUUCCAUGCCUUCUGGAACGAUCUCUUUCCCGGCCAAAUUGACACCGAUUCCUUCCAGAUCUUGGCCAAACCACUGGAGGAUAACAAGUUCACGUUGGAGGGCCACACCUUUGAAGCCGUGGACGUCGGACACUCGGACACCGACGAGACGACAUUUCUCCACAUCCCGGACCUGGAUAUGGUUGUCGCUGGGGAUAUCGUGUACAACGACGUCCACAUGUGGAUGACGGAGUCGCCGGAGCAAAGGCAGCGCGAUGCCUGGCUGCACUCGUUGCGCGUGCUGGAGCGGUUUGAUCCGGCGGUGGUCGUGGCCUCGCACCAUCGGCCCGGCGGGGUGGAUGGCGCGUGGAAUGUGCGUGCCUCGAUGGAGUACAUCCAAACGUUUAGCCGGUUGGUUCAGGAAUCGACCAGUGCGAAGGAACUUUAUGAUAAGGUUGUGGCAGCGUAUCCGGAUCGGAUUGGGAGGCUGGUUUUGUGGCUGGGGUGCAAGGCCGUCUUUCCCGAUAAUAUCGGGGUAUAAACUGGGAAUGGAUGAAAGCAGAUUGCGAUGGACCGGAGCUUGGGAUGAGAUACAUGACGUUCUAGUGGUGAAUCUCCCUCUUUAUCUCUAGAUCGCUUAGAUAUGGUGCACAUGUUAUCCCUCACUUCACUUGUGCUCAUUUGCAUAUAGUAGGGGCGUGUGCGGAGGGUGUUUCGAAGUUCACAUCUUCAUAUACUCUCCCAUAGUCAGUAAAGUAGAUAGAGACGACCAUCAUAGGUCUUUACACUUGUGUUUGUAUCAUUACACAAGUAUCUCUGUAUAGUAAGUCAAGUGCAG
Messenger RNA from Aspergillus aculeatinus CBS 121060, 1422 nucleotides. RefSeq names its product MBL fold metallo-hydrolase. The transcript has a single exon. Lineage: Eukaryota; Fungi; Ascomycota; Eurotiomycetes; Eurotiales; Aspergillaceae. The coding region runs from base 253 to 1125 and encodes 290 amino acids. The record is from RefSeq and is a predicted model, not a curated record.